AUCGAACAAAGUUCGGAAAAUAAAGAGGGCAACAAAGAAAGUUGCAGGGACAUUCUAGGUAAAAUAUUUAAUGUUCCUGAAUAAUACUUCGGGAGAAGUAUUGCACAACACAGCGAUCCCUACUCAUCGGAAGGUCGGAAAGGGAACAUUGUACAAUACUUCGGGAGAAGUAUUGCACAACACAGCGAUCCCUGCGGGCCAUGUCAAAGUAUCACCUGUCAUUGCUUUGGAACCAAAUGCGUUGUUGCCUAUACCGGACAACAAUGCAGAUAUGAGGUUUUUGGGCGAAGCAGUUAGUAGUUACAUGGCAUGGCCCACACAUCUUGUUGCCCUUGAUAAGAUUCUGAAAAAGCAUAAAGGGAAUGAUAAAAAGAUUCUCAAAAAUGAGUCAAUUACAUCGCCUGAAAAGUUGCCAUAG
Cicer arietinum (chickpea) is the source of this 418-nucleotide messenger RNA. Lineage: Eukaryota; Viridiplantae; Streptophyta; Magnoliopsida; Fabales; Fabaceae. The record is from RefSeq and is a predicted model, not a curated record.